Molecule: messenger RNA, 707 nt
Organism: Saccostrea echinata
Lineage: Eukaryota; Metazoa; Mollusca; Bivalvia; Ostreida; Ostreidae
Exons: 2
Coding region: 108-629 (173 amino acids)
Source: RefSeq, a predicted model, not a curated record
CGAAGCCCCUGUUCCGCCAGCAUUUGAGACACCGACAUUACAGCGCUUUUCCCCAACAGCAAUCUACGAGACAAACAAUCUGAGCUCCACAGAGAAAGACAGCCACCAUGAGAGUCGCCUUAUUCGGUUCCUCCUACGUGAAGCGAGCUUCAAACUUUACAGACUUUGUUAUGCCAUUUGAAGUAGGGUGGUUUGGAGUUGGUGGCAUGACAGCCUCUCAACCCUGUCCAAAUCUCAUCUCCAAGAUGUUGAGGUACAGACCAGACAUCAUUGUCGUGUGUUUAGGGGGAAACGACAUUUCCAGUGGAGCCGAGCCGUCUACAGUCAUUGGCUGUCUGACAAGCCUUUUCCACCAAAUUAAAGUCUUGAGUCCCCGGCAACCUGAGAUUUUCUUCACAGAGAUUGUCUCUAGGGGAAAAUUUCGAAUUUCUAUGCAGCGAGAGGAGUUUGACGCAAGACGGAGGACUGUCAACAAUAAGAUGAAGAAAAUCCUUGGCAGAACCUACAUCAGAAUAGACGUCAAAUUACCCAGACAUUACCUUCCCGAUGAAACACACUUCAACGAGGCGGGAAUGGUCCUCUUCAUGCUUUCAAUAAGCAAAGCAGUCAAGAGUCGCUCCUAUGAGUAGGAAAUAAACGGCCCUUUUAAGGGCCAUUCAAUUAUUCGAAAAGAUACCUCUGAAUACAGACGUAGAAACAUCGCAGUU